Suillus clintonianus is the source of this 555-nucleotide messenger RNA. RefSeq lists its product as uncharacterized. Bases 1 to 555 code for a protein of 184 amino acids. The transcript has 8 exons. Lineage: Eukaryota; Fungi; Basidiomycota; Agaricomycetes; Boletales; Suillaceae. Gene Ontology annotation, biological process: protein phosphorylation. The record is from RefSeq and is a predicted model, not a curated record. Gene Ontology annotation, molecular function: ATP binding; protein kinase activity.
AUGGCGAGCAACACGAAUCAUAUAGACACUCAUAUCCAGGUUCCUGUAGAAAGCAUGAUGGAAUGGGAGAACGAUGAUUCGAGGAUCCAGGUAGAGGACUUGCCAGACAAUUUGACACCCUUUAUUACUCGAACCACUUGGGAUUAUGUUGCCGGGGGUGUUCUGAUGCAGAUGGUAUUUCUGCCCUUGUUAGUCGCGGUCAAGGCCUUCAGGUUUUCAAAGAGGGAUGGAUUGGAGGUGAUCAACAGGAAAAUCAGCCGUGAAAUUGGCAUAUUGAAAAUGCUACGCCAUGACAAUAUUGUAUUGUUGUUGGGUAUAGCGACAGGAUUUGGACACAUACCAGAGCUGCACUGCUUAGUAUCUCCAUGGAUUCCAAACGGCACGUUGAAUACCUAUCUAGCAUCUAACCACAAUUUAACACACCUGGACCGUUCAUGUAUGCUGAAGGAUGUCGGUGCUGGACUGUGCUACUUAACCUUUGGUACAGUGCACUUGGUGCAUGUCAUGCACGGAGACAUAACAGGGGUAAAUCCGGAACUGUUGAGGCAUUCUUGA